This is a messenger RNA of Leucoraja erinaceus (little skate), 3410 nucleotides long. RefSeq names its product sperm-associated antigen 1-like. NCBI's taxonomy places the organism in Eukaryota, Metazoa, Chordata, Chondrichthyes, Rajiformes, Rajidae. Gene Ontology annotation, molecular function: heat shock protein binding. The record is from RefSeq and is a predicted model, not a curated record. Gene Ontology annotation, cellular component: cytosol; mitochondrion.
UCGCACCAGAUGAGAUGUCCGCUAUAAGAUAUUUGCUUCAGACUGAGUAACUCAACUCCAGCAUUGUGUCUAUCGUCUAUCUCUGACUGUUUGGGGACUUGCUGCACAUUGGAGAAAGCAAAGAGAUACUAGAGGAUGAAAGUGAGUCAAGUUUCCCGCCCAUGACGCACUGAGAUCCGCUACUUCCGGCCGCUGUCUGUCUGUCUGCGUGGAGAGACUCACUCUGGGGCAAGGGAUCAGCUUUGAGUUUUCGCUGCGAGAGUGAAUUCAGGUAAAAAUAGCACACGAUACUGGAGGCCAAAAUUUAUUCUUUCCAGCAAUGAGCUCGAAAUUAGAUGCCUCUCCAAUGUAUCAAGGAACCACCAAGACAUAUAACCUACCCGUUGAACACUUGGAUUACAGCUACAUAGAGAAAUGCACUGAUGUGAAGUAUCUGGAAAAGAUUUUGAUAGUGUUAAGGUCAGGGGAGGAGGGAAUUUAUCCUGAUCUCAUAGAAUUUUGUGAAAAAAAAGUACAAGAGCUAGAUCCCAAAAGUCGAGCCCUACGUAAAAGCAACUUGCCAGCAACUGCUGCAAACUUCACCAGAGAAGAAUGGCAUGAAAUUACCAGGGAUUUUAAGAGUUGGACAGAUAAAAUGAAGCAAAAUGAAAAUGAAGAAAUAUGCAGGAAAACAGUGGCUGGAGAUUUUAUUUCAGAAAACCAAGCUCCUGUUCGUGGGUUCAAUGCUUCACUUCAUUCCCAUCAGAAUGGAUCUGGUGAAAAGAAACCAACUGAAAAGAAAAGAACUACACCCAGAGAUUACAGAGAAUGGGACAAAUUUGAUGUGGAACACGAAUGUGCCAAAAUUGAUGAAGGCAAGCAAGAAAUUAAAUCUAAAACUAUUAUCAACGAUUCCAUUUCUGGAAUUGGGAUGAAAAUUGACGCAACAGGCAUGACUGACCAAGAAAAAGAGGUUUUAGCUAAUCGAGAAAAGGAUAAAGGUAAUGAAGCUUUCCGCGCUGGGGACCUCAAAGAAGCUUUGCUUUAUUACACCAGAAGCAUUUCAGUGAUACCAAAUGUCACUGCAUUUAACAAUCGAGCUCAAACAGAAAUUAAGCUUCAGGAAUGGCAGAAGGCCCUUAAUGAUGUUGAAAAAGUAUUGGAAUUAGAUCCUGGCAAUUUGAAAGCAUAUCAGCGUCGUGCUACUAUUUAUAAACAUUUGGGCAAGCAUCAAGCAGCAAUAGAUGACUUGAAGAAAGUGUUGCAAGCAGAACCAGAUAAUUCCAUAGCAAAGAAUUUGCUUCAGGAACUUGAGCAGAAGCUGGAAAACUUAAAACCUCGUGUGAAAUCCCAGAAAAAAGGGAAAAAGAUGGUUAUCAAAGAAGUAGAGGACUCUGAUGAUGAAGAGGAAAGAAAAUAUAAAGAUAGAAAUAAAGAUUCUAGUACACCGGUGAAUGUAGAGACAUCAAAGCCAAAAGCUGCCAUGGGGAAUGCACAGAAAAAAUGUUCACCUAGUCGACUUAGUCAAACUAAAGGGAAGAAAAGUGGCAAUGCUGCAGAACAAGAAAGCAUGAAAAAGAAUCAUGUAACAGCACUGAGGAAAUCGGAUCAAACUAAAAGUCAAAAUGUCAAGAAUGCUACAGUUUCAGUGGCAAGCGAAGGUCAAGAAUCUCUGAGAAUUGACUCCAGCCAGCUUCUUACCCCUCUGUCCAGUUCAGAGACAAAGAAAGCAGGGGACAGCCCAUGGACACUGCCCACUUCAGUGUCAAAGCUUAAGAGCGAAGGAAAUCAGCUGUUCAAGAAUGGGCAGUUUGGAGAUGCAAUGCUGAAAUACACUAAAGCUAUGACGGAGCUGUUUGAAUCAGGUGUGGAUUGCCCAGAAGAACUAAGCAUCUUGCACUCAAAUCGAGCAGCAUGCCACUUGAAGGAUGGAAAUUGCAAUGAAUGUAUAAAGGAUUGUACAAUGGCUUUGGAGCUGCAACCAUUUUCUAUAAAACCUCUUUUGCGACGAGCUAUGGCCUACGAUUCCCUAGAGCGAUAUCGACAAGCUUAUGUGGAUUAUAAAACAGUCCUUCAGGUGGAUACUAGGUUCCAGGUUGCAAAUGACAGUGUGAACAGGAUAACUAAGGCAUUAAUAGAAGAAGAUGGAUCAAAGUGGAGAGAAAAGUUGUCACCAAUCCCAGUGGUCCCUGUCUCCGCACAAGUCCAUAGAAGGGAAGAUGAUUCUCUAGCCACUGUAAUUGGAAACAAGUCCCAGAUUACCUGUGGAGACACAAAUAAGAUUCCAAAUUAUAAUCAUAGCACAACAGAUCACAACCUAGGUAAAAAUAUAGAAGAGCAUUUCAUUUCCUUGAAGCAGGAAGGGAACAGUUUUGUGAAAAGUGCACAGUACAAGGAAGCCAUUGCAAAGUACAGUGAAUGCUUAAAACUUAAAUCUAAUGAAUGCACGAUUUACACAAACAGAGCAUUGUGUUUCUUGAAACUUAAUCAAUAUGAAGAGGCAGAAGCAGAUUGUAACACAGCUCUGCAGGUGGAGCCCAUGAGCAUAAAAGCAUUGUAUCGAAGGGCUCUGGCUUAUAGAGGAUUGAAAAACUACACAGCCAGUAUCGAUGAUCUCAAUAAAGUACUGGAACUUGAUACACAUGUCACUGAGGCACAGAAAGAAUUGCUGGAGGUAUCUGAAAUUUUGGAAAAAAUAGGCAGAAGCGGAUCUCUCACUAAGACCUGCAAUCAAGAAAAGCAGAGAAAACAUAUACAGAUACAGGAGGUCGCUGAUAGUGAUGAAGAGGAGAAUGAAGUCAAAACUACUGAGUGUGAAAAUAUUCCGAAUCUUAAUGUUGGGAAAGAGGAUUCUGUAAUAAAUGACUGCACUUCACAUAGAAAAGAAGCUUUUGAAAAUUCUUAUUCGCCUUCAAAAAAAGGAGUUAAUUUCAAGCCUGCGAAUGCAUCUGAAUUUUGGCAAGCACUGAAUGAUUUACAGGCUGAGAACAAUCUUUUUGGAUGUGCAGAGUUGCUAAGAAAUGUAAAACCAGAAGAUUUACCAUCCAUGAUGAGUAAUAAACUGGAAGCUGAUGUGUUCACUAUGAUUAUUCAGGCUUUGAAGGAACAUCUUUUAGAAAAGUAUCCCAAUCUUGUGUAUCAGCAUCUUGUUCACCUGUGCAAAGCAGAAAGAUUUCAGAUUGCAUCAGUGAUCGUUGGUAAAGGGAGGGAACAGGAGCAACAACUCUUUAGUAGUCUGUCACAGAUGAAGAGCAAUGAGUUCACCUCUGAAGAUGUAAAGAAUCUAGCAAGAAAAUAUGAUAUAUAAUAUUUUCAAAGAGCCAAUUUAAUAUGGAACUCAGGUGGCUUGGACCUACGGAAAUUGUGUGGCUUGCAAUCUGCACACUUUUCCACUCACUUCUACAUUCUUAAUUGUUAAUUCAAACUAAAAA